Corvus hawaiiensis (hawaiian crow) is the source of this 1823-nucleotide messenger RNA. It is a transcript of the gene PPT1, whose product is annotated as palmitoyl-protein thioesterase 1. Gene Ontology annotation, cellular component: lysosome. Gene Ontology annotation, molecular function: palmitoyl-(protein) hydrolase activity. Gene Ontology annotation, biological process: protein depalmitoylation; receptor-mediated endocytosis. Lineage: Eukaryota; Metazoa; Chordata; Aves; Passeriformes; Corvidae. The transcript has 9 exons. The record is from RefSeq and is a predicted model, not a curated record. Bases 59 to 955 code for a protein of 298 amino acids.
UCCCUCCCAUGAGGCCCCGCCCCCUCCCUGCCGGCGGCGAGUCAUGUGACUGGCCAAAAUGGCGGCGCUCAGGACGGCGGUGCCGCUGCUGGCGCUGCUGGGGCUGUGCCUGGGCCCCGCGGCCGCCGUCACGCCCCUGGUGAUCUGGCACGGCAUGGGAGACAGCUGCUGCAACCCGGUGAGCAUGGGCUACAUCCAAAAACUAGUGGAGAAAAAAAUUCCAGGGAUUUACGUCCUGUCUCUCAAGAUCGGGAGCAACCUGAUCCAGGACAUGGAGAACAGCUUCUUCAUGAACGUGAACGAUCAGGUGAGCGAGGUGUGCAGCCAGCUCGCCACGGACCCUCGCCUCAAGGGAGGCUACAACGCCAUGGGCUUCUCCCAGGGAGGCCAGUUCCUGAGGGCCGUGGCCCAGAGGUGCCCUUCUCCUCCCAUGCUCAACCUGAUCUCCGUCGGGGGACAGCACCAAGGGGUGUACGGCUUCCCACGCUGUCCCGGGGAGAGCUCCCACAUCUGCGACUGGAUCCGAAAAACCCUGGAUCUGGGAGCCUACACAAAAGCUGUGCAGGAGCACUUGGUGCAAGCAGAGUAUUGGCAUGACCCGCUGAAGGAGGAGGACUACAGGAAGAACAGCAUCUUUUUGGCUGACAUCAACCAGGAGAGGGGCAUCAACGAGACCUACAAGAAAAACCUGAUGGCUCUGAAGAAGUUUGUGAUGGUGAAAUUCCUCAACGAUACCAUGGUGGACCCUCCGAUCUCGGAGUGGUUUGGGUUUUACAAAAGUGGCCAAGCCAAGGAGACCAUCCCGCUGCAGGAGACCUCGCUGUACAAAGAGAGGUGGAAUCUCCCCCUUGUCUCUGCAGGAUCGCCUGGGGCUGCAGGAGAUGGACAAAGCAGGGAAGUUGGUGUUCCUGGGGGUGAAAGGGGAUCACCUGCACUUCUCAGAAGAGUGGUUUGACAGCACCAUCCUCCCCUUCCUCCAGUGAAGCUCCUCUGGGAGCACUGGGGGAGGGUUUUUCACUGUCUCUAACACCAGCUACUGUGCAACAGCACUCAGUGCAUCCAAGCCUGCAGGGAUUUGGGGAAGGGGAACAAGAGGAGGUUUAGCUCGGCGGGAUUUAAUUCCAGCCCCAUCUGGGCUGAGCCUUGCACUGACUCUGACACACUCCAGCCUGCACAGGGCCUGGUAAACCGACCUCAGUUCUCAGAGCUGUGGCUGAGCUGGUCCCUGGUGAGGGCAGAAGGAUCAGCUCAGCCAGAGGUUUGUUCUCCAUCCCCUGUUCCUGCAGGACACACUGGCAGUAUUAACCCAACUCACUCGUGCAGGGAUCAGCAAGACUUUCAUGGCAGGGGAGUUAUGUUACAGCCUAUCCUUCAAGAUGGGGAAAAACACCAAAUUGAGGGGUUUCUGGGGGGGGGGAAGAGGGUUUGGAGUUCAGCAGUAUUAACAGCUUGAACAGUUUUCAACUAAUGGCUUGGUUUAUGUUCUUUUGUACAACUGAAAUCAAUAAAGAACUUUCCAUCUAACCAACUAAAAAAAAAAAAGAUUGGACAACUACUGACUGUGAGUGGAGGGGAGUUGAGGAAAGUCUGGGAAACUCUUCAAAGGAAUCAAGGCAGGGUCGGGCAGAGAGGGGCAUCUUGUCCUGCCUGAAGUCCUGGGUGCCCCCAAAAAGAGACAAGAGUCACAGUAAUGAGCAAGUUGGCAUUAACUUUAUUCUAUCUUCUGUAUAAUCUCAAGUACAUAAGAAAGGUUCUUCCACAAGCCUCAGGAGAAGACAAGUACAAGUCACAGGACAGUUUCAAAAUAAAAAAAAUUUGCAUAA